AUGGAUCGAUUCGUGGUAAGAGAUGUCAUUGAGAUUCCCAAAUUGGGUCUCAAGGCCUCUCGACUUCAAGACAAACUGACAAAGUUAGUGCACUUGCACGUCGAGCGCCCGGAUCGCAAUUCCGUGUUUGCCCUUGGCUUCAAGACGGACGCCCCAGACCAUACAGGUGUGCCACAUAUCCUCGAGCACACGGCACUUUGCGGAUCACAGAAGUUCCCGGUGCGUGACCCUUUUUUCAAAAUGCAGACCCGGUCGCUUGCCAAUUACAUGAACGCUUUGACCGGUACCGACUACACGUACUAUCCUUUUGCAACCACCAACAAGGCCGAUUUCCAGAACCUCCAGCAGGUUUAUAUGGACAGUGUUUUCUCACCGUUGCUUCGUGAGCAGGAUUUCCUCCAAGAAGGGUGGCGAUUGGAGCCUGCAGACCUCUCGGACCCGGAUUCCCCGCUGACCUUCAAGGGUGUGGUGUACAAUGAAAUGAAGGGCCAAAUGUCGAUGCCCGCGUACUACUUCUACAUGACCUACUUCCUUGCGAUUUAUCCUUCCUUGCAGUACUCUGGUGGUGAUCCUGCGUUUAUUCCAGACCUCAAAUACGAAAAUCUGGUCAAGUUCCAUCACGAAAAAUACCACCCCGAUAACUGCUUCACAUUCAGUUAUGGUGACUUUGGGCCUGAGGAAGCUGUUGAACAGCUUUCCAAGUACCUGGAACAAGUCAAGCCUGGUCAAGGUAUCAAACCGGCGUUGUCUCAACAGCAACCGGAACCUGUGCUUUUGGAUAAACCCAUCAAAGUCGUUGCAAAGGGACCUGUGGAUCCUAUGUUCGAUGCCAACAAACAGCACAAAGCUUCCUUGACUUGGUAUGUCGGUGAAACAGAUGACUUCGUCCAUUCGCUUUCCUGGAGAAUUCUUGGUACCCUUUUGACAGAUGGCCAUGCUUCUCCAUUCUACCAGAGCCUGAUUGACGCAGGAAUUGGCCCAGAAUUUUCUGUAAAUACCGGUAUUGAGGAGACUCCUGCCAAGAUUAUGUUCACCAUCGGUUUACAGGGACUGUCUGAGGACAAGAUCGAAGUGUUCAAAAAGGUUGUGUACGAGACUUUGAAUGAUAUCAUUUCUAAAGGAUUUGCUCAACAUCGCCUCGAUGCUAUUUUGCACCAGGUCGAGCUGUCUAACCGAGAGAUCGAUGCGAACUAUGGUAUGUCUCUUCUUCACCGUGUUGUCGCUCGGGCAUUCCACCCUAACGAUGACAUGAUGGAGACUAUGGACACUGAAAAGCUGAUUGCAGAGUUCAAGUCUCGUCUAGCUAGUAGGCCAGACUUUUUCCAAUCUGAGCUUGCCAAGAUGAAGGCAGCCCCGCAUUUCGAGUUCAUUAUGGAGCCAGACACUGAGUUCGAGGCCAACCGCCAAGCUAAUGAGGAAACUCGUUUGAAGGAAAAGGUGGCUAGUUUGACCGAGGAGGACAAAGCCACUAUUCGGAAUCAGGCCUUGGACCUUGCGCAGGCUCAGGGUGAACCUCAAAAUGUCGAAGUCUUGCCUACCGUUGGCAUCACAGACAUUUCCCCAAAGGCUACAAAGUAUCCUGUUGCUAAGUCUACCAUUGGUACCACCCCAUUGUACACUCGUGAGACACCGACUCAAGGUCUGAGCUAUGUCCGCUUGUUUAAGGACCUUGGGUUAAUCAACAAAGAUCUGAUGCCCUAUAUGCCCAUUUAUUCCGCUGCCCUCACUGGUGUUGGCACUGAAAAGCAUACCAUGGCUGAGCUAGAGGAUUUGAUCAAGCUGCACACUGGCGGAAUCGGUGCCUCUGCCACUUCUGUUCAUAGACUUGGUGAGAAUAUCGGCGUUGGCUUGUCUAUGGGUGCUAGUGGCUUGGACUCGAAGCUCGAACAGAUUUACGAGCUUUUGACAGAGGUUAUCACCACACCUCUAUUGGGCAAUGUUUCCAAACUCAAAUCGAUCCUCGAUGCAAGUGCUGGUAGCAUUAUGGAUUCUAUGUCUCAAUCUGGUCAUCGUUAUGCCGUUAAUGCGGCCACUGCCGGAGUUUCAGCUCGUAAAGCACUUGACGAGCGACUGGGCGGCAUCUCAUAUGUCAAACUGCUGAAGGGCCUCGCCUCAAUGAGUGAGGAGCAGCUUCGUGACAAUCUUGUGCCCAAACUUGAGACUAUUCAUUCUGCUUCCUGGUCCGGCCGUUUGGGUCUCACGUGCACAUCGGGUGAAACUGCGAACCAUUUACCCUAUUUGAAGAAUCUUGUUUCCAAACUCAACUAUGACGGAAAUGCACCACGUCAAGUUGAUGUAACGUUAUCACCACGUCGUACUUCUAUUCUUUUGCCCUUCCAAGUCAGCUAUGUCGGUGCGGCUAUUAAGGGUGCAGACUACUUCAGUAAGGACGCAGCGGCUCUCCAAAUUCUCAGCAGCUUGCUCACUCAUCGUCACUUGCACACUGAGAUUCGCGAAAAAGGUGGCGCAUACGGCGGAGGUGCUUCUUACAACGCGGGAGAUUCUGUUUUCACCAUGUUCUCUUACCGCGAUCCCAGUCCCGAGAACACACUCAAAACAAUGCAAAAUGUCGGAAACUGGGCCAUCGAGCAGAAGUGGACUCAGCAGGAUGUUGAAGAAGGUGCUGUUAGCGUUUUCCAAGGAAUUGACUCUCCUAUCAGCCCUCGUUCUGAAAUCGCCUACGAGUACGGUUCAAACCUUACCGAUGAGCAAAGGCAGCUUCGUCGUGAACUCCUACUGGGAGUUUCACCCCAGGACUUGCAGAGGGUCGCUGAGGAAUAUCUGAGCAAUUUUGAGAGCGAAGGUAAGUCUAGCUAUGCUGUGCUAGGACCUAACGAACUCGGAUCUCAGUGGACCAAAGUUGAGCUGUAA
Molecule: messenger RNA, 2871 nt
Organism: Wickerhamiella sorbophila
Lineage: Eukaryota; Fungi; Ascomycota; Dipodascomycetes; Dipodascales; Trichomonascaceae
Product: Mitochondrial presequence protease
Exons: 1
Coding region: 1-2871 (956 amino acids)
Biological process (GO): protein processing
Cellular component (GO): mitochondrial matrix
Molecular function (GO): metal ion binding
Source: RefSeq, a predicted model, not a curated record